This is a messenger RNA of Vicia villosa (hairy vetch), 878 nucleotides long. Its product is annotated as dirigent protein 20-like. Bases 82 to 684 code for a protein of 200 amino acids. The record is from RefSeq and is a predicted model, not a curated record. The transcript has a single exon. NCBI's taxonomy places the organism in Eukaryota, Viridiplantae, Streptophyta, Magnoliopsida, Fabales, Fabaceae.
UCACUUCACUUCAUCAUUCACCUCCCAUUAUUAUUAUAUAUUCUCUCCUCCAUACUUUACCUUCUCCACAUUCAUACCACAAUGCAUUCCCAACAUUUCCUCACUUUCUUCUUCUUCCUAAUUUUCCUCUCCUCCACCACCCUCACUUCCUCAACACCAUCACCACAAAAUGAUAAUGAUGAUAACACUUUUGAUUUUGCUCGUCCUAUAGAUCGCAAGUUGUUAGGCAUAAACAAAAAGGAAAAGCUAAGUCAUUUCAAAUUCUAUUGGCAUGACAUCUUGAGUGGAAAAAACCCAUCUUCAAUUAUGGUUGUUCCACCAACAUCAAACUCAACCACUGCUUUUGGUUUAGUCAACAUGAUUGACAACCCUUUGACAUUAGGACCAGAACUGAGUUCCAAACUUGUUGGAAAAGCUCAAGGCUUCUAUGCUUCUGCUUCACAGGUUGACCUUGGUUUUCUUAUGGCUAUGAAUUUUGCUUUUGUUGAAGGGAAGUAUAAUGGAAGUACUAUUACUAUCUUGGGAAAGAAUCCUGCUAUGCAUAAGGUUAGAGAGAUGCCUGUUGUUGGUGGGAGUGGACUCUUCAGAUUUGCUAGAGGCUAUGCUCAAGCUCAUACUCAUUGGAUUGAUUUGAAAUCUGGAGAUGCUUGUGUUGAGUACAAUGUUUAUGUUUUUCAUUAUUGAUGUGUUAAUUAUUGUUGUUAUUGUUUGUGUUAUGUUUAUUUUUUAAGUAUUUGUGUUUGUAUGUAAACUAUUCAUAUAAGGAUCUACCAUAUCUAUUAUUUAAAAGUAGAAUUAUUAACAUGUCAUUGAAUAUUUAAUGACACGAGUUAAGGUAUUCAAUUUUAAAAUAUGUUUUUUAUAAGCUGUGUAUUUAA